GAGAGAGAGAGAGAGAGAUGGCAGUUCAAAACAAUGGGAGCUCAAAGUCCUUCGUUAAGAUCCCUGAAAUAAAGUUCACCAAGCUGUUCAUCAAUGGAGAAUUUGUCGAUUCAAUAGCAGGACGGACAUUUGAGACAAUAGAUCCCAGAACAGGGGAAAUCAUAGCCAGAAUUGCAGAGGGAGACAAGGAAGACGUGGAUUUAGCUGUCAAAGCUGCUCGUCAAGCUUUUGAUCAUGGACCAUGGCCUCGCCUACCAGGCUGUGAAAGGAGAAGAAUAAUGAUGAAAUUUGCAGAUUUGAUCGAGGAAAAUAUAGAAGAACUUGCCACCUUAGAUGCCAUAGAUGGUGGAAAGUUGUUCGGUUUUGGCAUGGCCGUAGACAUUCCUUCUUCAGUGGAAACUCUCCGUUACUAUGCUGGUGCAGCAGAUAAAAUUCAUGGAGAGACUCUAAAAAUGUCAAGGGAGCUUCAAGCAUACACUUUGCGUGAGCCCAUUGGUGUAGUCGGGCACAUUACCCCUUGGAACUUCCCAAGCAACAUGUUCUUCAUGAAGGUCAGCCCAGCUUUAGCCGCAGGGUGCACCAUGGUUGUCAAGCCUGCUGAGCAGACACCUCUUUCUGCUCUCUAUUAUGCUUAUUUGUCCAAGCUGGCAGGUAUCCCGGAUGGAGUAAUCAAUGUUGUAACAGGAUAUGGACCGACUGCUGGUGCUGCCAUUUGCUCUCACAUGGACAUUGAUAAAGUUAGUUUUACAGGGUCCACAGAGGUUGGACGUCUAGUAAUGCAGGCUGCAGCAAUGAGCAAUUUAAAACCUGUCUCCCUUGAGUUAGGAGGCAAGUCUCCUUUCAUGGUUUUUGAUGAUGCAGAUGUUGAUACAGCCACGGAUCUCGCUCUCCUGAGUACCAUGCAUAACAAGGGUGAACUCUGUGUUGCUGGUUCUCGUGUUUUCGUUCAGGAAGGAAUUUAUGAUGAGUUUGUGAAGAAGCUGGCGGAGAAGGCAAAAACAAGGGUGGUUGGGGACCCUUUUGAUCCUGCUGUUCUUCAAGGACCCCAAGUGGACAAGACCCAAUUCGAAAGGGUACUUUCAUACAUUGAGCAUGGGAAGAGGGAAGGUGCCACCUUGUUAACUGGUGGUAAGCCUUGUGGUGAAAGAGGAUAUUAUAUCGAGCCAACAAUAUUUACUGAUGUCAAGGAUGAUAUGACAAUUGCAAAGGAAGAGAUAUUUGGACCUGUUAUGUCACUUUUGAAGUUCAAGACCAUUGAGGAGGUGAUUACGAGAGCUAAUGCUACAAAAUAUGGCCUAGCAGCAGGCAUAGUGACCAAUGACUUGAACAUUGCCAACACUGUUUCGAGAUCGAUUCGAGCCGGUGUCAUCUGGAUUAAUUGCUAUUUUGCAAUUGAUAGAGAUUGCCCCUUUGGAGGGUACAAAAUGAGUGGGUUUGGGAAAGACUUGGGUAUGGAUGCCCUGGAUAAAUAUCUACAUGUUAAAUCUGUUGCCACUCCCAUAUAUAAUUCUCCAUGGCUGUGAAACAUCCAGUAGGAAACAGAGAGACGAGGGGGAAAAUAUUCCUGAUUAAGUAUUCUGUUGGGCUUGGCUUUGAAUUUAUAUAUGUACUUUCUUCUUCCUUUCUUCACCCAUUCCGUCCCAUUUACAGUAUGUGUAAUAAAAAUUCCAAA
Ilex paraguariensis (yerba mate) is the source of this 1672-nucleotide messenger RNA. NCBI's taxonomy places the organism in Eukaryota, Viridiplantae, Streptophyta, Magnoliopsida, Aquifoliales, Aquifoliaceae. The record is from the annotation of a GenBank genome assembly.